AUGGAGGCCCCCUCAGCCCAUGGACACAGAGACCGAGUCCCCUGGCAGGGGCUCCUGCUGGCAGCUUCACUCUCUACCUUCUGGAUCCCGCCAGUCACUGCCCAGGUGACUGUUGAACCAGAGCCUGCUAACGUUGCUGAAGGGAAAGAUGUUCUUCUGCGUGUCUACAAUUUGUCAAUGGAACCUCUAAAAUAUGACUGGUAUAAAGGAAGAGGUGUGGACAGCAGUCAACAUAUUAUAUCCUAUAGAGUAGACACUCAAAAUACCACCCCCGGGCCUAUGUACAGCAGUCGAGAGACUAUAUACCCCAAUGGAUCCCUGCUCAUCCGGAACGUUACCAAGAAGGACACAGGAGACUACAACGUAUUAGUUUUAUAUGAUGACUUCACCAGUGUGAGAGAUAUGGGAGGGUUCCAAGUACUUGCGGUGUUACCCAAACCCCACAUCACAAGCAACAACUCGGACCCUGUGGAGCACGAGGACACCGUGGUGUUAACAUGUGGACCUGAGACUCCGGACACAACCUACCUAUGGUCCAACAACAGCCAGAGCCUCCUGGACAGAGACAGGCUGCAGCUGUCCAAGGACAACCAGACCCUCACGCUACUCCGUGUCACCAGGACUGACACGGGGCCCUAUGUGUGUGAGACCCGGAACCCAGUGAGUGCCCGCCACAGCGACCCAUUCACCCUGAAUGUUCUCUAUGGCCCGGACACCCCCACCAUCUUCCCCUCAGACCCUUACUACCGUGCAGGGGCAAACCUCCACCUUUCCUGCCACGCAGCCUCUAACCCGCCUGCACACUAUUCCUGGCUGAUCAGUGGGAGGCCCCAGCAAUCCACACAGGUGCUCUUUAUGCCCAACAUCACUGAGCAGAACAGUGGAUCCUACACCUGCCUUGCCCACAACAAGGCCACUGGCCUCAAUAUGACCACAUUCAAGAUCAUCACAGUCCUUGAGGAGCUACCCAAACCCCACAUCACAAGCAACAACUCGGACCCCGUGGAGGACAAGGACACUGUGGUGCUAACAUGUGGACUUGAGACUCUGGACACAACCCACCUGUGGUCCUUCCGCAUCCAGAGCCUCCUGGACAGAGACAGGCUGCAGUUGUCCAAGGACAACAGGACCCUCACGCUACUCCGUGUCACCAGGACUGAAAGGGGACCCUAUGUGUGUGAGACCCGGAACCCAGUGAGUGCCCGCUGCAGCGACCCACUCAGCCUGAAUGUUCUCUAUGGCCCGGACACCCCGACCAUCUUCCCCUCAGACCCUUACUACCGUGCAGGGGCAAACCUCAACCUUUCCUGCCACGCAGCCUCUAACCCGCCUGCACACUAUUCCUGGCUGAUCAAUGGGAGGCCCCAGCAAUCCACACAGGUGCUCUUUAUGCCCAACAUCACUCAGCGUAACAAUGGAUCCUACACCUGCCUGGCCCACAACAAGGCCACUGGCCUCAAUAUGACCACAUUCAAGAUCAUCACAGUCCUUGCGGAAGAAGACACCACAGGCCUCUCUGCGGGGGCCAUUGCAGCCAUCGUCAUCGGGGUCCUGGCAGGGGUGGUGCUGGCAGCCGCCCUGGCUAUUGUCUUGGUUUGCAAAAGGACCAGCGACAAGCGAGGCCUCCCAGAGCGCCGGACCCCAGCACCCACCCCUGGCUCUGCCCGCUCAGGCCACUCCGCCUCCUCGGUCCCCCUGCCUGACACAGAGCCAGCUGUUCCCAUCUACCAGGAUGAAGAGCUGAAGGGACAGGAGAGGAGAGGUGAGGGCGGAUCUGGUAGAAGAUCAAGCUCACCAGGGUUGGAAGAGAGAAGCAGGAGCAGGAGGGACUGGCGGAGGAAAGGUCUGCAGAGACAGGGAGCAGCGGCUGCGGGGGCCCCUCCUGAGAAGCUGGGGGAGGGCGAAGCUGGACUCAACCUCCUUACCACUGACAUGGGUCUGCUCCUCCUGGCUGGGGCAUCUGCACAAUGCAGGCUGUUAGCACCAUGGGGACCUGAACCCCUAACUGCCAGGAGGAUGCCCCCCCAACUGUGACAACCAGAAAUGACACCAGACAGUCAACUGCAUCCUAGUGGGCAAAGCCCCCUCAUCACACUUCCUGACCUGCACUAAUCUCCAAGUGAAACUCUUCACUUCGAGAGAGGAGUGUGAGUGUGAAGUCACAUCAACAUCUGAGGCCCAGGAGAGCCGCCCCUGGUUGGGGACAGGAGUCACAACACCCUGACACAAACAUUUACUGCCAGAUCAACCCCAGGACAGAAGUGGCUUCAGAUACCCACCUCCAGGUUUUCCUAGUGACAUUGAGAGCCCAGACCUGGGGGACUGUCAAGACAACAAUUGACCCAGAUCUGAGCUCUGGAAUGUUCCAAAAACUGGAUCCAGGGUUACGGUCCAUCUUGGUUUUCUAGAUAUCCUGUUCUGAGCCCUGAAUGAGCCUGGACAAAGCCCAUGGAGCACCAAGAUGUGGGUGCUCCCGGGGGAGUGACCAGGCCUGUGACCCACAAAAUGGCGACAGAGCCACUAUGCCCCUGCAGCCCGCCCAGGGAGGCUGACCCAUCUCAGUUCUGGUCCCUAAACCAAAAGGGACCUCACCUUUUUUGUCAACUGCCCGGCUCCAUCAGGCUGCAGUGGCCACAGAUAUUCUCUAUAUGCAGCUGAAAGAAAGUGCCUCAGCCGUGUACAAGUUCACACAGGCCUUAGACCCCAAACAGCUACCCCAGAGCUUAAGCUGGCCCACAAGUACAGACCAGAGACGAAGCAAGAGCAGAAGCAGGGGUUGCUGGAUGGGCCUGAGAGAAAAGCUGCUGGCAAAGGAGAUGGCCCCCCAAAGCAUCCACCUGUCCUGUUGGGGGAAUAGUAUGUCCUGAAUGAACUCCACCCACACCGUGAGUGAUACCACUCACUCGGUGAAUGAUUUCAGAUUUUCAGGAAUAUGUGUCCUAGUGUGUCUCCAGUAAGUUACUAUGUCCGGAGGGGAAGGUGUGUGUUCUACGAGCAGAAGGGUUCAUUGACAAUGCAACUCCACCGACACCUCCCUGCCAAAGAGAGUCCAGGCGCCAAGGACUACAACUCCCAGCAUGCCAUGGCCCUGCCUUGACGCCGACGUCCUGAAAGGGGCAUGCUGGGAACUAAGGGCGGGGUGAAGCAUCCCUGCUUUCUGGAACACCCUACUGAGGGGCCUGCGCCCGCUUUGUUUCGCCUGCCUACAGCGCGCACCUGGGGUGUCGGCUCAGACAAGUUGCCGGAAAAAAUGAUAAAUUUCCUCCUUCAAAGAAGAAAAAGGGCAAGUUGAAGAAGGAAGAAGUACAGGAGUUUCUGAAGCAGCCAAAUGUAGGCCAAAAGGAAAUGGGAAGGAGGGGUAUAGGGAGGAAAAUCAGAGGAAAGGGAAGGUCCAGGCAGAGACUCACCCCCCAGGUCACUUGAUCAAUCUAAGAGAUCCAGCCCCAGGGGACGAGCUUAGCCCAGAGGAGGAAGCACCUCAGCAAUGACACUCAGGAGCAGCCGUUCUUGGGAGCCUUUCUGGAGCCCCAGCUCUUCUCUCAGAGGGAGCUCAGAGCCGGCGGCACACGCCAUGGAGGCUCCCUCAGCCCAUGGACACAGACGGCGAGUCCCCUGGCAGGGACUCCUGCUGGCAGGAGGAGACACCACAGGCCUCUCUGCAUGGGUCAUCGCAGCCAUCGUAAUUGGGAUUGAGGUCAGGAUGGCGCCGGCAGCCUCCCUGGGGUGUGUCCUGGUUUUCAGAAGGUCUGGCAGGCUGUGGGGCGCUGCCUGCUUUCCUACGCUCGGGCCCCUCUUCCUUCUUCACAGCCAUGGCGUAGCACCAUGACGUCUCUGCUCUGUCUCCACCAGCACAUCUCCUCCUUGGCCCUGCCCUCCUGCUCCCUCUGUCAUGUAUGAGAAAGGGCCUUUGUGAUUCUGUUGGGCCCAGUCAAUAAAACACCAUUAUCUCCCAUCACAUGAUCAUAAGGACAUCAGUAAAUUCCCUUUAUCACACAAAACUUAGUCACAGAUUCCAAGGAUUACCAUGUGAAAUAUUUGAGGGGCCCUUGUUCUGUUACACACCUCUCCAGGCCAUGUUCUUCAUCUUUGUUCACGACCAACGGCUGUGGGCAGCCUGAAUUCACCAUCGUGAGUGUGGGGCAAGUUCCUGCACUGAUGUCCACCGCACCUCACUCCCCCAUGUGAUGGGGACCAAGAGCAGUCCACACCCCGCCCCUCCACUCCUUUCUUGAUUGCGGUAACUGAUCCCCUACUGUGACACAAAGCAACCUGUGUAAGCGCACUACUCUGAGGAAAUGUCUUUGGGUAGAUUGCAGGAUAUUGAAAAUUCAAGAGUGGGGCAGGUUUAGAGUAAAAUUACACGUCAACCCCUGAGAUAAUCUGAGGACAAACUACUUGGCAGUGACUCUUCCUUCUGCAAUUCCCUCUGUGUCCACAAGAGGGCGACCGAGCCAAUACGUACCUGCAGGCUCUCCAGGGCUGCUGACACCACUCAGCCUGGCCCACAAGUCGCGCCUGAUGCUCAUGUCAUCUCUACGACAUUCUCCUCUUCUCUACUCCCCACACUGGACUCUCAGCCCCUCAUAGGGUCAGGCGUCUGCCCCUGAUGGCCCUGCUUUGUCAGGGCCAUCCUUAUCACUCAGUGAAUGCCAUCGCUGAUGCCAUCGCAUUCAGGAAGCUGGGGAAAGGGAAAGAACAUACCCCAAAGGCCUAAAUUGGCAAGUGAGAGUUAUGUGAGAGUCCAGAACAAAAGUCUGAGCCAUGAUUUGGUUGGCUGGAAGUGAUAAAUAGGUAAAUGGUAACCGGAGGAUGUGUGAAGAAAUCAUACAAGGAAGGAGACACAAUAGUUAGAGCUGGCUCGUGUGCUAGUGUGUCAGGCACACUCAGUCUGUAACCAGAAGACUGGAGUUCAGGCCACCUGUCACCGCCGAAUGCCAGUGAAG
This is a messenger RNA of Talpa occidentalis (Iberian mole), 4943 nucleotides long. Its product is annotated as carcinoembryonic antigen-related cell adhesion molecule 8-like. The transcript is spliced from 15 exons. The coding region runs from base 1 to 2034 and encodes 677 amino acids. Gene Ontology annotation, molecular function: protein tyrosine kinase binding. Gene Ontology annotation, biological process: regulation of immune system process; signal transduction. The record is from RefSeq and is a predicted model, not a curated record. Lineage: Eukaryota; Metazoa; Chordata; Mammalia; Eulipotyphla; Talpidae. Gene Ontology annotation, cellular component: plasma membrane; cell surface.